AUGAUCCCAUUUUUUUAUUCUCACCAUGAAGCGCUCAAUAUAUUGGCUCGUCCUCCUCCCCCAGUAGAAAACGCAAUUUCUCCAGUCCUAGCUGCUUGCCCAGCAAUACUGGAACCAGUAUAUCCGGCUCUAUUCCUCGCCGCAGGCUGCUCAGCUCAAUCAGUCUCUGGAAAGUUCACGCGACCCCGUACCAUUAUCUUCGAUACGAAUGGAGCGCUCCUGAUUCUUCAACAAAAAGCGAAUAUUGCACAUGUAAGUGGACCGGUGAAGUCGAGCAAUAUACAUCCACGGAACUACACAGCAGCUACUAGCACAGUUAGAAGCACAAACCGACUCCUCGUAACAAACAGUACGGGCACCUCCAUGUCCACAUCCCUCAUCACUCAGAAAUCCCUCAACCCGACAAUUCCAAAAGUGACCAACGACGACCCUACCGCCCGCUCCCUGCUAACUGCUAAACACACAUACAACUAA
Molecule: messenger RNA, 474 nt
Organism: Botrytis sinoallii
Lineage: Eukaryota; Fungi; Ascomycota; Leotiomycetes; Helotiales; Sclerotiniaceae
Exons: 1
Coding region: 1-474 (157 amino acids)
Source: RefSeq, a predicted model, not a curated record